Messenger RNA from Sorex araneus (European shrew), 1245 nucleotides. It is a transcript of the gene SAXO1, whose product is annotated as stabilizer of axonemal microtubules 1. The transcript is spliced from 3 exons. Lineage: Eukaryota; Metazoa; Chordata; Mammalia; Eulipotyphla; Soricidae. The record is from RefSeq and is a predicted model, not a curated record. Gene Ontology annotation, cellular component: ciliary basal body; cytoskeleton; sperm flagellum. Gene Ontology annotation, molecular function: microtubule binding. Gene Ontology annotation, biological process: microtubule anchoring. The coding region runs from base 16 to 1245 and encodes 409 amino acids.
AAAGGGGCCAUACCAAUGGAAGGCUUGACCACAUCAAGGAGAGAUUUUGGGCCUCACAAAGUGUUACCAGUGAAGUACCACCAGCCCAACCCGUUCAUCCCAAGUGAAGAGAAUAUGGAUCUGCUCACAACAUAUAGAAAAGAUUACAACCCCCACCCUGUCAGUCGAGUGGACCCCAUCAAACCUCAAGACAGUAAAUAUUCGUGUGUUGACAAGAUGGAGAGUCUGCCUACUUAUAAAGCUGAUUACAUACCCUGGAACCAACCAAGACGAGAAUUGCUCCGACCGGAACAUCAGUAUCGGCCAUCAUCGACUAGAUUUGAUAACAGAACCUUACAUCAGGAUGAAUACUCCAUGAAGGGCCCUGUGCACACUGUGAGCUGUAAGCCUCCCCCUGUACUCAAUCUCUGUAACAUUCCCCUGGAGGAUCUGACUAACUAUAAGAUGAACUAUGUGGCCCACCCCAUAGAGAAGCGCUUAAUGCGUGAGCCAGAGAAGUUCAAACCCAGUGAAAUCCCCUUUGAGAGUCUCACCACUCACCGAGAGUCCUUCCGGGGCCUUGUCGGGGAGCCAUCCAAGAGCGUGAAACCUCCAGCCCGGACCAGCGGACUGGACUUGCCUUUCUCUGAUACCACGGAAUUUCGAGAUAAGUUUCAAGCUUGGCCAACAACCCAGAUGUAUAUCAGAGCUCCAGUCACCUAUGUCCCUCCUGAAGAAAAGAUGGACUUUUUGACAACAGUGCAGGCCCAUUACACAUAUCCAAAGGGCGCUCCAGCUCAGUCUUGCCGACCAGUUCUCUUGGUCAAGAAGAGUGACUACUUUGAAAGUUCCACCACCACCAAGGAAGAUUACAAGCCGUGGGUCAGCAAGCGCCUGGAGCCCAUCAGGCCCGUUCCCCAUAUGGUGAUGCACAGCGAACCCUUGGAUAGUCUGACCACCUCACGGGCCCACUAUGUGCCUCACCCACUUAUCAGGACCAAAUGCUAUAGGCCCGCCUGGUCUGGCCCGAGAGCAGAUAUUCCUCUGGAAGGGAAGACCACGUACAUGACCAGCUUCACACCCAAGGAAAUACACAGGUGCCUCGCUUCAUACCCUGAGCCUCCUGGCUAUGUCUUCGAAGAAGUGAAUUCUUCAGGACACAGGCUGUACCGAGCCAUUUCCGUCCCUUCCUCCCGCCAGAACAGUUAUGUUUUGGGAGGUGAUUCAGAAAACUCUAAUCAGCAGGAGCUGGUAGUGUCAACCUAA